AAAAUAAUGGAAUUAGUCGAUCUAUGAGAAAAAGAAGAUGGAAAUUGUUAAUACACAAGUAAGACAUUUUUUCAAAUAAAGAUUGAUUAAGAAUGUGAUUGUGAGAAAAAAGCAAUUUUACGCGGUUCAUACGAACGAUAAACUUUUAAUGGACAAAUGCAGUGCCAAAUAGUGAUAAUAUACCUUUUGUAUGUGGGAUUGGUGCAUGCACGUACAGAAGAAGAUCAACAGGCAACUAGUACUUCCAAUACUAAUGGAUUUACAGACAUUUUUUCGGGACUUUCAGAAAAAUGUUUUUAUCUACCACCAUCCGAUUGUCCAGAUCCAAAAAUUAAUUGUCCAUGCAAGAAAAUAAGUUUACCGCACAACUAUGAAGGCGAUGCUGUAUUUUGUUGUAAUAUAGAUAAUCGAGAUUCCUUAGAUAAUAGUCUUUCUUGCGUUGGAUUUCCAUCAAAUGUAUCUUAUGUUCAUAUUCGUAAUGCUACCUUGGAUACAAUUGAUGUUAGUGAAACACGAUGGAGAAGAUUAAAAUCACUUGCCAUAACCGAUGGAAGAAUUAAUCGUGUCAAGAACCAAUUCCUUGUAGUGACACCAAUAUCAUGUUUGAAUCUUUCUAACAAUGGUCUUAUCGAAGUUGACAAUAAUUCAUUAAAUAGAUUAGGACAGCUUACUACUUUGGAUUUAUCAUGUAAUAAUUUAACUCAUCUACCAGGAUUGAAUAUAAUAAAUGGUAGAGAAUUUUGGCUUGACAUUUCUGGAACAAAUACUCUCUGGUGUCAUGACAUUUUUCCAUAUGUCAAUAAAAAAGACCAAGCAAUUAAUUUUAAUAGAGAAAAUGAAACAAUGUGUUCUGCAAGUAAAACAUGGCAUUGGUUUAAUACUACAGAACAAGUACCACUGCAACAAGUGCGUUAUUUUAGUUUGUUACAGACAGAUUGUCCGAAAGGUACAACCUGGAAAUGUCAGUGCCAAUUUUCGAGAUUUGUUAUAGUUGCAGGAAAGCCACCUACAUUAGCAGUACAUGUGGAUUGCGCUAAUAUGCAAUUAACAGAAUUACCAAAAAAAUUACCACGAAACACUAUAGCAUUAAAUGUUUCUUACAAUUAUAUCACAGUAUUAGAUGAUGUGAGCACCAAUCCAUGUUAUGAAGACCUACGUGAAUUUUAUGCUGACUAUAAUAACAUAUCAUCUAUCAAUAAAUUAGAAGGCUCCAAAUUUUUAGACAAUUAUGCUUUCCUUAGUUUAAGAUACAAUAAAAUUAAAUCGCUUCCAACUUAUAUUUUAAGUCUGAAUUUAUAUGAUAAAAGUUUUAGUUCUCGGUUGGUUAAGCUCGGUGGAAAUAAAUUACAUUGUGAUUGUAAUACCGCUAAAUAUUUAAAGGCGUGGUUGCAAACGCGUAUAUUAGACUCCGAUGAAGUUCUAUGUGAAAAUGUAAAAGAGAAAGUGACUGACUUAGAGCCAUCAAAAAUGUGUGUCUAUCCUGGAGAUUGGACUGAUUAUAUUUAUUACAUAAUUGCUACUGAAGUAAUAUUAUUGAUAAGUCUAAUAGCAAAAGUGUCUUAUGAUUAUUGGGUAUUUAAAACUGCUGGUUACCUACCAUGGCCAGCCAAUAAGAUGCCAAAGUUGCCUUGUGAUUGGUUAUGUGAAACAUAACAGAAUAUCAUAUUUAUAGUGAUAAAUAUGUGCUAUUUUUUUAUUUCAGAAUAUUUCAAAGUUUAUUUUUUAUAUU
Polistes dominula (European paper wasp) is the source of this 1729-nucleotide messenger RNA. It is a transcript of the gene hfw, whose product is annotated as leucine-rich repeat domain-containing protein hfw. The record is from RefSeq and is a predicted model, not a curated record. NCBI's taxonomy places the organism in Eukaryota, Metazoa, Arthropoda, Insecta, Hymenoptera, Vespidae. Gene Ontology annotation, molecular function: protein binding.